This is a messenger RNA of Orbicella faveolata, 8080 nucleotides long. RefSeq lists its product as uncharacterized. Lineage: Eukaryota; Metazoa; Cnidaria; Anthozoa; Scleractinia; Merulinidae. The record is from RefSeq and is a predicted model, not a curated record.
CACAAUUAUUUCUGGACACGAUUUUAAUACGCGUCCAAUUACAAACUUGAUAAACCACGCGCAGUUUUGUAAACUCCACAACAUUCACUUACAGUGUAGGAUCCAAAAUUAGAUGCCAUCAUGCUAGUGUUUUAUUGUAAGCUAAGGGGCUGCGCCGGUGCUAUUACAAAUGAGUCACAAAUAAGUAGCCCACAGUGCAGGCGGAUUAGCGGGCUCUAGCACGAUACACGAGCGCGAAGCGCGAGGGAUUUUUCUCGCCUCGCGCUUCGUGCGCGCUCGUGUAUCGCGCUGGAGCCCGCUAAUCUGCCUGUACUGCAGGCUACAAAUAAGCUCCCAGUCGACAUUACUUUUGUGGGCAGGGGGAGGGAGGACGGGGUCUGUAUGGGUGAGGUCUGCCGAGCCUGUCAUAUAGACUACCGUGUGGCACUAAAUUUUUGCGGGAGUUAAUUUUUGUGAAUCGACGAUUUUUUUGUAUUUUGCGGGACCUAAUUUUUGCGAUUGUAAAAGACUGGUUUUUCUUGCUGGGUAUUAAUUUUUGGGAUUUUCGGGAAGUCGCGUUUAAUGGCAAUCAAUUUUCAUUAAACUGCGUGCAAUUGACAAGUGAAACAACAUGUGGAGAUGUAAAACACAUUAAUCCAGUAACCAGUGUCAUUCUACCACAAUUACAUCGUGCUUUUGUGUGGCUGAUAGCAGCAACAAGAUUAUACUUGUGAUGUUUGUAUGUAUAAUUUCGCCAGUGGAGUAAAUUUUUUGCGGGAACGUUUUUUGUCGAUCGUGGAAAAUCGCAAAAAUUAGACUCCGGAAAAAUUUAGUAUCACACAGUAGACCGACCAAGCUCGGUCAAUAAGAUGUUUGUUGACUUUAUUAUGUGGGCCAAGUUCGUGAAUUUGGUAGUUCCCAGUCCUUGCGGGACACGGCCAUAUAACAGUAGUCGUAUCGUCAUCAUCCGAAAAGCUCCGUUUUCAAAAUAAUUUUCCUCCAGGGUCAAACCCUCAACCGGUGUUUUCAAAUUCCUCCAAUUUGAAGAGAGUUUUCGCAAAGCUCCGUUUUAAUUUGUGACGCAUUUUAGUGUGGAUGGUAGGCCUGACCGUAAACAUACAGUGUGGACGAGCCAAAAAGAGAAACAACCUCUACUCCCUGGAAAGGACGCUGCAAGUUUCCUUCCCUCCCCUACUUGGGAGAUAUUUUUCCUCCGAUGUCUUUCUUCCAAUGCAUUGUGGGUAAUCAAGUGUGCACAAGGCAUUUAUGUUUGUCUUGAAGAGAAAUCUGUCGUAAAAUCGCGAUUUUUUCUCUUUUGGAGGUUUAUAAUGUAGCCAAUUGGCUUACUUUUAAGGUGUUUACAGCACAUCGGUAGUAUCUACUUUGUUUUGAGGCGAGAAAUAAUAGAAUCGGCCUUCAAAAGUGUAUUCUUGCUUCUUCAAGCACUAUAAUGAACCGCAAGAAAACUAUCGACUACACAGUCACUCGAAGACCCAGAGACCGUAAUUCAUACAGUGCAAGCUCGGCCAAGUCUCGACCAGACAGCAGUAGAGAUCAAAGCGGUCGAGAUGAUGGCGGCCGAGACAGCACUCCGUUUUGGUCUAAGGACAACAAGAAUUUGGGAAAUGAACCUAACUUCAAUACUUUUCAGAUGUUUGACAAAGGGAAGGAGACCAUACCAGGAGGGGCACGUGACUUAAGGAGAGAUGGUGUUCUUAAGAGUCUACAGGAAGAAAUCUCAAGAGCAGUUCAGUCUCGAGAUGCCAAAGAUGACCCAUCACUGUUUGGGAGAGGGCGUGAUGACAGUUAUUCAAGAGACAGAAACAGAGGCCCAAUUAUAGAUGAGUUUUCUGAAGAUGCAUACAACUCACAGAGUGGUUCCUAUUCUAAAGGGACGGAUUUUAGAGACAGUAAAGACCAGCAGCGAAGAGAGAAACGAAGUUAUAGCCCUUUCGAUGAGAAGUCAUCUUCCUACAAGAAGGAUCGAGAUGACCCACAGAGUAAACGCAGUCGCAGUGCAAACUCUAAAUCUGGUAGCAGAAAUGAGGAUGGUGAUGAUCUGAGAAAUGUGCUACAACAGACUUUCCAAAAGAGUAAGUGGUAUGACGAUGAUUCAAGUAUGCCAGACAGGAAUAGAUAUGACAGCAAAGACUAUGAUGGCAAACGAGAUCGUAAAAGAAACAAUGAUAGUCUUGGAAAGUCAUCAUCUAGUGACAUGUUUACCAUGUCAAGUCAGGGAACUCUUGUUUCUCUUCCUUUGAAACCACUGAGUGAUAGCCGGGACUACUUUGAUUCUGGCUUUGGCAGAGAUUACAGAGAUGAGGACCAUCAGAAAGGAAAGAAAGGGAACUACAGUGACAGUUCAAAGGACAGAGACAGCAGAGACUCCAGAGACUACUCAAGAACCAGGUACAGGUCUAGUAAGCAGGAUAGAAGAGGAAGCUUAGGUGAUGGGCAAAGGGACUUAAGCAAAGACGUGGACAACAGGGACUCUAGAUAUAGGAUGGACAAACAUGACAGUGUAAAUGACGCAGAUAUAGGCCUGUCAUUGGACCCAUAUGGAGAGCCAUCCAAUCUUGGGAACUCAAGGUUGAGCAGCGAUGCUCUGAGGGACCUUCCAUUAACAGAGCUUGCACAAAAAUCAAGUCAAAAGUACAAAACUGGCUUUGAGCUUGGGAAGCCAUUUUUUGGAUUUUCAUCAGAUCGCCAAGAGAAGGAAGAAGACCAUUUUGUUGACUUUGUAAGCAUCUUAAAUCAAUAUUGCCAGAAAAACCGAUUAACCCUACCUAAAUAUGACGAAGCUUCUGGUGUGCAGGGAAGCAUUGGAAUGCAGGUUUUUGUGAAGGGACAAACAUUUACCGCCAUGAAACAUUGCAUAAACAAGAAGCAAGCACGACAUGAUGCUGCCAAGUCUGCUCUGCUAGGUCUCAACAUUCCUUUAGGUCCACUAUUCGAUGGAGAAUCCAAGAGAGACAACAUGUGGCCUAAAUCCUCUGACUCAAUACGUGACCAAAGAGAUCAAAGACAUCAAACCUCAAAAACUAGUACCACAACGCCAAGCUUAACCGUGAGCAGCCAAUCCAAAGGUUCCACAUUAAGUUCCCAGAAACCAGGGCCAAAGCCCCUGUUUCCAUCAGGAUUUUUACCAAGGAAUCUUCGAACGCCAAUCAAUAAAAAUGUUCAGAAACCUGGAGUAGAAAAGAACAAUGACCCUCCUCUUCUUCCUAAAAAGAGUGGUUAUUUUCCAAGAAACAUGCAAGAUUCAAGGUCGCGUAGCAGAAGUUCCGAGAGAUCUGACAGCAAAAAAGAGGUUGGGAUGAGUAGCAGCAGCUCGAAGCGAGAGGUCAUACCACCCAGUAAAGGCAAAUUCACAACCCAGAAUUGGUCAGGUUUGGACAGUACUAACACGAGAAAAUCCAAGGAAAAAGAUAGUUUGACAACCACUCAACCUCAAGGACGUGGACGAGGUAGGGGAAAUAUGAAUAACAACAACCGUGGUAGAGGUGGACUGUUUAAUCCACGAGGCAGAGGAAGGGGUUUCAGAGGAAGAGGUGUUGGGUCUGGUGGUAGAGGUAGAGGUAUCAUGACUAUUAGAGGAAGAGGAUUUGUUUUUCGUGGUAGAGGAAGAGGUGUUUCCCAGCCACCAGUAGGCGCCACAGUCAGGAACAUCUUCCGAAGAAGCAAAUCUCGUAGUCCUGUCGACAACAAGUACCGAAAAUCAUCCAGGUCUCCCAUUAGUCCCAGACGAGACAGAAGAAGUAGAAGUCCAAGGAGAAAAGAAAGAGGGAGCAGAAGUAGAAGCAGCAGUUUUUGCAGCACAUGUAGCAGUCACAGCUGUAGUACUUGCCGCAGUUGGCGCAGUGUGAGUCUUGAUGGAUUGUCAGGGAAGGGUGAUAGAGAUGGAGGCAGAAAGAAAAAGCACAAAACUAAGACAUCGAGUAGGGAGGAGAAAGAGAAGAAUUCAGCAAAGGAUGUAGAUAAAUUAAAAUCUGACAUUAAAAGCAUGGAAAAGCAGUUGGAGCAGAAAUCUGUGAAGAACGUUGAAGAGAAAAAGAGAGAUGUCUCUAAGGGUAAUUGGGAGCUGAAAACGGCGACUGAAGUCUCAAAAACGGACGUCAAGGACAAGUCCAAACCUGGAAAACCGAAAGACAAACAAAGUUCAUCUAAGGAUUUACUUGCUGUUAAAGAACAGAAAGACAAAAAUUUUAAAGAAGUUAAGAAAGAUGUAAAGAAAAAGACUGACAAUGUCAGAGAAGUGAUUUUAAAAAGCGAUAAACGUAAAGAGUCGCCCAAGUUAAUAAAGAAAGAGAGAGAUUCUCCCGUGAGAGAAGUGAAGAUCGUGAACGAAAAGAAGACCAAAGGCGGUAAAAGCGAUGAGAAAUCAGGUUCGAAGAUGAAGAUUGAUACGCUUAAAAUAACAAUUGAUCGACAGGAAAAGAUGCCUGAUACAACGAAGGACACAAAGAAGGACAAGAAGAAAGUCAAAGGCGAGGAAAAACCUCUCGACUCAGGGAAAAGAUCCUCCAGGUCGCCUACUGGAAAGCAAAAGAAAAAGGAGAAAGUGAAGUCCAAGAAAGCAAAGAAAAAGGCUAAGAAAAGAAAGUAUGACAGCUUUAGUGGAGACUCGGAUGACGAGUCAUUCUAUAGUAGCAUAUCUGGGCAAGAUGAAUUUUCAGGCAACGAUGAAAGAUCCAGAUCAUUGCAAGCUCCUCACGAUGAAAGAAUUGUGGAGUUCUCUUCAGCUGGAGCUUUUGAUACCAACAGUAUUUCGGUGCAUUAUGCCAAGAGAGGGAAAGACACAGGGCGUGGAAACAGUCGGAAAUCGCAAAAUUUAAUUUCCAUACCUCUACCAAAAGAACCAGAAGUGUUACCGGGAAGAAGCAUUCAACAGAAUGUGAGAAAACCACAUCCCAAAGAGCAACAGUUUGAUCAUCCAUCUUUGAGCAAAGAAGGACAAAAUGACAGCAUCAGCAGUGCUCACUACUCUGAUUUGUCAGCAUCUAUGGAAAGUGAGUCUGGAAAUGUUGAUUGGGAGACAGCCAAAUUUGCUAACGAAUUUCAGACUGAAAGUGCUGUUGACGAGCAGAACUUUGGCAGUUCGUAUCAAGAGAGUGAAAAUGUUAACCAGGAAUGGGCUACUGAGCAAGGGGAAGGAGGUGAUCCUAACACCUACUAUUACGAAGAGGGAGCAGAGGGUGAAGGAUAUGAACAAGAGUACUACUCCUAUCCUCAAGAAGAGUGGCAGACUGGUGAUCAAGAAGAGUAUGAAGAGUGGUACGAAGGUGAAUACCCUCAGGAAGGUGCAGAAGGAGAAGCUGGUGCUGGUUAUGAAGGAGAGUAUUACCUUGGAGAGGAUGGACUCUAUUACCCUGUGGAAGGAGAGGCUUACCAGGAGACACAGGACUACCAAGGAGAGUACAUAGAGGGUGGAGCCGAAGGAGAGGUUUUGGAUGCAGGUCAGGGUGCUGUUUAUGCUGAGGCUGAGGGGGAGUAUCAAUAUCAGUAUUCUGAGGAAGGUGGAGAGUGGCAACAGUAUGAUGAGACUGCCGUAUACCAGACCGAAGAGGGGUGGUAUCAGGGUGAAGCAGAAGGGCAAUGGCAGGAGGAAUACCAAGAAGGUUACCAAGGAACUGAGGCAGAAUGGGGCACUGAGUACACCCAAGGUAAUGAGUUUGAAGCUGGUGAACAGGGUUAUGCUCUUGAGGGUACUGAACAGGGCUAUACUGUUGAGGGUACUGAGAUGUUGCUGCAAGAGGGUUACAAUGCAGUUGAAGGGUAUGAUCAACAGUUGGCACCAGAGGAAUAUUAUAUGGAGACUGUUCCUCCCCAAGGAGAGGGCCAUCAUGUUGAACCUCAGCAGCAGCAGCAGCAGCAGCAGCAGCAGCAGCAGCAGCAAGAAGUGAAGAUCGUGAACGAAAAGAAGACCAAAGGCGGUAAAAGCGAUGAGAAAUCAGGUUCGAAGAUGAAGAUUGAUACGCUUAAAAUAACAAUUGAUCGACAGGAAAAGAUGCCUGAUACAACGAAGGACACAAAGAAGGACAAGAAGAAAGUCAAAGGCGAGGAAAAACCUCUCGACUCAGGGAAAAGAUCCUCCAGGUCGCCUACUGGAAAGCAAAAGAAAAAGGAGAAAGUGAAGUCCAAGAAAGCAAAGAAAAAGGCUAAGAAAAGAAAGUAUGACAGCUUUAGUGGAGACUCGGAUGACGAGUCAUUCUAUAGUAGCAUAUCUGGGCAAGAUGAAUUUUCAGGCAACGAUGAAAGAUCCAGAUCAUUGCAAGCUCCUCACGAUGAAAGAAUUGUGGAGUUCUCUUCAGCUGGAGCUUUUGAUACCAACAGUAUUUCGGUGCAUUAUGCCAAGAGAGGGAAAGACACAGGGCGUGGAAACAGUCGGAAAUCGCAAAAUUUAAUUUCCAUACCUCUACCAAAAGAACCAGAAGUGUUACCGGGAAGAAGCAUUCAACAGAAUGUGAGAAAACCACAUCCCAAAGAGCAACAGUUUGAUCAUCCAUCUUUGAGCAAAGAAGGACAAAAUGACAGCAUCAGCAGUGCUCACUACUCUGAUUUGUCAGCAUCUAUGGAAAGUGAGUCUGGAAAUGUUGAUUGGGAGACAGCCAAAUUUGCUAACGAAUUUCAGACUGAAAGUGCUGUUGACGAGCAGAACUUUGGCAGUUCGUAUCAAGAGAGUGAAAAUGUUAACCAGGAAUGGGCUACUGAGCAAGGGGAAGGAGGUGAUCCUAACACCUACUAUUACGAAGAGGGAGCAGAGGGUGAAGGAUAUGAACAAGAGUACUACUCCUAUCCUCAAGAAGAGUGGCAGACUGGUGAUCAAGAAGAGUAUGAAGAGUGGUACGAAGGUGAAUACCCUCAGGAAGGUGCAGAAGGAGAAGCUGGUGCUGGUUAUGAAGGAGAGUAUUACCUUGGAGAGGAUGGACUCUAUUACCCUGUGGAAGGAGAGGCUUACCAGGAGACACAGGACUACCAAGGAGAGUACAUAGAGGGUGGAGCCGAAGGAGAGGUUUUGGAUGCAGGUCAGGGUGCUGUUUAUGCUGAGGCUGAGGGGGAGUAUCAAUAUCAGUAUUCUGAGGAAGGUGGAGAGUGGCAACAGUAUGAUGAGACUGCCGUAUACCAGACCGAAGAGGGGUGGUAUCAGGGUGAAGCAGAAGGGCAAUGGCAGGAGGAAUACCAAGAAGGUUACCAAGGAACUGAGGCAGAAUGGGGCACUGAGUACACCCAAGGUAAUGAGUUUGAAGCUGGUGAACAGGGUUAUGCUCUUGAGGGUACUGAACAGGGCUAUACUGUUGAGGGUACUGAGAUGUUGCUGCAAGAGGGUUACAAUGCAGUUGAAGGGUAUGAUCAACAGUUGGCACCAGAGGAAUAUUAUAUGGAGACUGUUCCUCCCCAAGGAGAGGGCCAUCAUGUUGAACCUCAGCAGCGGCAGCAGCAGCAGCAGCAGCAGCAGCAGCAGCAGCAGGAGCAAGAGGAGAUGGAACCUGUUUAUCGUGAAGAGCCCUUACCAUCAAAGAAGGAGUCCAAAGACUUAUCAGUUGCUCCUAGUGAGAACAAAGUUGUAGACACCAAGCCACUCAAGUCCAUUCUCAAGAAAGCGAAGCCCUUGGAAGGUAAUGGUGGCACAGGGACAAAGCUAGUUAGUGAACGCCUUGCCCAGAUGAGAAGACAGGCUGUGAACAAAGUGGAAAUUCCUCAACGGGGCAGUUCGUCUGCUUCAUCUGUGAAAUCAGUUGAAAAGAAAGAGCAGAAUCCAGAGCAAGAAGGAGAGAAAAGUGUUCAGUCUGAAUCCGAGCGUUAUCGUGAAAUGGGAGAAGCUAUUCUGUCGUCCCAACCCAAAGAUGCUGUUGGCACAGAAUACGUUGUACGGGUCCAUGGAAGUGGGACAGCAAACUUCUACUGUAAACUUUGCCAGUGCCAUUUUAACACACUGACCGCCAAGAACUUACACAUCAAAGGAAUGAAGCACAUAGAGCUCUAUAUCCGAUUGAAAUCUUCGUUGCUGCAGUCCGUUAUUAAGGACACAAAGGUAGCAACUGCCAAAAGGCCAGUGGGAGACGAUCCCCCAACUGCACAAAAAGUCCCACGUCGAUUGUAA